CUUAGUCUAUAAACGAUAUCGCGAACUUGGAGAAUUUUUGCAUCAAAAUGUAAAGGCACAAAAGAGUUAUAAGACAGAGAACUGAAAUGAAUAUAAUAAACGGCAAGGAACAUAAAUAACGAAUUAACAAGUUUCCGAAAACUGGUCAUAAAUAAAACCUGACACGACGAAGUAAAACAAACUGCAGAGGCCAUCCAUUGGAGGAUUGACGAGGGUGGCUGUUCAAGCGGCGGGGCUUGCUUCAAGUCAAAGGGGCCGGCAGCGUGGAACAGCCAGGUGUGCACUGCACAGAAAGGAGGGUGGGAGUGAUAUGGCAGCAGCACAUGAAAUGACCUGAUAGAGUAACAAGUAAUACAUUGCGCUUUCGAAAUUAACGAGCGACGCGUUUUGAGCUGACUGGCAGUGCAAAACUCGAGCUUACCCGCCACAGGAAAAAGAGAGGCCCUUAGAAGACCUGACAGGUUUUGCAGAACUACUGUCGCCUUCCGAGCGAGAAGGAUGAAGCUGGAAUCAGACAGGAUGGCUCUGCUGAAGAAGCUCUGGAAGGCGCGCAAGCUGCUUCUCGUCGUGCUUAUCCCGCUGUCGCUGCUCCCACUGCCCUUAAUUCACCCGACUAGCGAAGCUUCAUGUGCAUAUGUUCUUAUAGUUACUGCUGUCUAUUGGGUAUCAGAAGCCGUACCAUUGGGUGUGGCAGCUUUAGUGCCAGCGUUUCUUUAUCCACUCUUUGGAGUCCUCAAGUCUAGUGAGGUUGCAGCCGAGUACUUUAAGGACACAACCCUCCUUCUCAUUGGCGUCAUUUGUCUUGCUACAUCAAUUGAGAAAUGGAACCUCCAUAAACGCAUUGCUCUGCGUAUGGUUAUGAUUGCUGGAGCAAAGCCUGGCAUGCUCGUCCUUGGCUUCAUGUGCUGUACUGUUUUUUUGUCUAUGUGGCUAAGCAAUACCUCCACAACUGCAAUGGUAAUGCCUAUUGCAGAAGCUGUCCUUCAACAGUUAAUCACAACUGGCAUAGGGGAUGGAGAUGAAGAAGAAGCCAUCAGCAGUGUUCCCACAUCUGAUGGAGAUACGCAAGAUGAGAAUUAUGAUUUGGACAAGGAAGAAAAUUUCAACAAGAACCAACUCGAGAUCUUAUUCCUCAAAGAAAAUGACUCCAAGAGUGAACUCAUCACUUUGGCAAACUUUGAGGAUAUGAAUGGGUUAACAAUGAAAGUCAGUGCUAGUAGCAUUGGGAAAAGGCAGAAUAAUGGAUACCUCCCUCAGAGAGAAAUAUGUAUUGUUGAAUCGCAAAACAACCAGAAACCAGAACUACAAUACCUAACCAAGAACGACCACAUGAUCUGCAAAUGUUUGUCUCUGAGCAUUACUUAUGCUGCUACUAUUGGGGGACUCAUCACCAUUACUGGAACAUCUACCAAUCUUAUCUUUGCUGAACAGUUCAACAGUCGAUACCCUGAGGCACAGGUGAUCAACUUUGGAACUUGGUUUGUUUUCAGCUUUCCCAUCGCUCUCAUUAUGCUUUUCCUGACCUGGAUAUGGCUUCAUUGUCUUUUCCUUGGGUGCAACUUUAGAGAGACCUGCUCACUAAGUAAGAAGCGCAAGACAAAAAGAGAGGAAAUGUCUGAAAAACGCAUCCAGGAAGAAUAUGAAAAGUUGGGACCAGUCAGCUACCCUGAGCUGGUGACUGGAAUUUUCUUUGUGCUUAUGACUCUGCUGUGGUUUACCAGAGAACCUGGAUUUGUACCAGGAUGGACCGCUCUGUUUGAGAAGAAAGGGUAUCGAACAGAUGCUACUGUCUCUUUGCUGUUGGCUUUCCUACUCUUCCUUAUUCCAUCCAAGUUUCCACGACUGUUCCAGGCUGGCAAGGAAAAAGCAGAGAGCAGUGCAGAGAAUGAGAAGGAAAGUGAUGCCCUGGCCCCAAUGAUAACCUGGAAGGACUUUCAGAAACUGAUGCCAUGGGAGAUUGUUAUCCUUGUGGGAGGAGGCUAUGCACUAGCUGCAGGAUGCAAAGUGUCGGGUUUAUCAGUCUGGAUCGGAAAGCAAAUGGAACCAAUGACAGAUCUUCCUCCUUGGACUGUCACUCUCUUAGCUUGUCUCCUUGUAUCAGCAGUGACUGAGUUUGCCAGUAAUCCAGCCACUAUCACGGUCUUCUUGCCAAUUCUUUCCACGCUGUCUGAAACACUGCAGAUUAACCCACUGUAUACUCUGAUCCCAGCAACCAUGUGUGUUUCUUUUGGUGUGAUGCUUCCUGUGGGAAAUCCUCCCAAUGCAAUUGUCUUCAGUUACAAGCACCUUCAAAUUAGUGACAUGGUUAAAGCUGGCUUUGGAGUAAAUUUGAUAGGAGUAGUGGUAGUCAUGCUUGCGAUCAUGACCUGGGGCGAGCCUUUGUUCCAACUCUCGGAGUUUCCAGACUGGGCAAUGACACUGAAUGCAACAGACAGCUCGUGACUAAAAUGAAUGUGAACAGUCAAACAUUCUGAAAAAGAUUAAACUGUGCCUGCCAAAAGAAGGACAAACGACAGCUUCUUCACCAAAUAAUGCAGCAAUCAACACUACAAAUGAUGUAACUUUAAGAUGAUAAAAAAAAAACAAAAUCACCAAACACUGUAAAGAGCUCUGGAGACUGUGGGUCUGAAAUUCUGACAGCAAAAGUGUCAGUAAGGUGAAAUGAGGGAUUUAUGUACAAUCAAAGGCUAUGGCUUAUUAUUAUUAUGAGUUUAACAAAUGUUAUUGUUCUUACCUCCUUAUCACUCAGAUUAGUCUGUAUAUUCCCAGAACAAUAAAUGACUGUUGUAUUUAUUUAUAAA
Molecule: messenger RNA, 2801 nt
Organism: Erpetoichthys calabaricus (reedfish)
Lineage: Eukaryota; Metazoa; Chordata; Cladistia; Polypteriformes; Polypteridae
Gene: slc13a4
Product: solute carrier family 13 member 4
Exons: 16
Coding region: 499-2442 (647 amino acids)
Biological process (GO): monoatomic anion transmembrane transport
Cellular component (GO): membrane
Molecular function (GO): transmembrane transporter activity
Source: RefSeq, a predicted model, not a curated record